AGCGUUGUUGUUGACUGCAAGAUAGGAUAAUGGAUUUUGGGGGAAGUCUUGUGUACGUGGGUCCGACAGAUGAGCAGGAAGACAUACCUGAGGAAGAUGAUCUGGAGGAGAAGGAAGAAGAAAUUGAUCCCCAGAAUGCAGAUGAAGAGACAUGUUGCUUGGAUAUUCUGGACACAGCAGGACAAGAAGAGUAUUCCUCUGUACGAGACAUGUACAUGAGUUCGGGGGACGGCUUUAUGAUUAUCUACAGCAUUACUAGCAGAUCGUCAUUCAACGAGGCCUCAGCCAUUUACCGCCUUGUUCAGAAAAUUAAAGGCAUGGAUCAUGUACCUUCGAUUCUUUGUGGGAAUAAAAGUGAUCUAGAGCAAGAGAGAGAGGUAUCAUUUGAGGAGGGGAAGAAGCUGGCAGAAUCCCUGGGCAUUCCUUUUUUAGAAACCUCUGCAAAAACAGGAAGCCUAGUGAAGGAAGCAUUUGAAAAUCUGGUUUUAGAAAUUCCUGAACACAAAGCUACACACAAAAUCGUCAUGCUUGGGUCUGGAGCUGUUGGAAAAUCUUCACUGACAAUUAGAUAUGUAUCAGACCAAUUUGUUGAGAGCUAUGAUCCAACCAUAGAAGACUCAUAUCGUAAAAUGAUCAAAGUGAAGGGAAGACGAAGAAAAGCAGAGCAAGCUCUAGGAGAACAAGGAAAUCCCAGAAGACAGGUAUCCAGGGUGAGAAGCUUCAUCUCCUCAAUUAGUGGGAUCUUCUCUCGCAGAUUGUCUGGAAGAAGAUCAGCCACAGCGGAAGAUUUACCCGAUCAGCAACCGAGAAGUGACACUAGAGGAGGUCAUCCAAGUCGUCGAAAGUCAGCCCCGCCCAUACGAUCUCCUACCAAGUCCAAGAAAACCAUAAAAUGUCAGAAAGCUGACACUAAUGUCAUCUUGGUGUCCAUGAAGGAUCUUGAUCAGAUGGACAAUAUUGCUACGGGCGACCCGGUGUAUUGUGAUGGGUGUCAGGUUGUGUUGUCUUGCAUCUCUGAGACUCAACAGGACGAAGACAAGCUGCUAUGGAACUGUGAGUUCUGUGGACAUAAAAAUGUCUCCACAGAAGUCAGAAAAGAAGAAAUUCCUAAAUCAGACACCAUAGAUUAUGCUCUCUCUGGACCAGAAGAACAAGCUGCUACAGGAACAGAAACUGACAAGAUGGAGGCCACGAAACCCGCCACAACGGGAAGUGGAUACGUGGUGUACUGUCUGGAUAUCAGCGGAUCUAUGGGGGGUAUCACACAGCUUCCCGAACUACAAGCUGAAUGGAAGAAACAGAGGGAUGGGGAACAUGCCUCUGGCAGUAACAGUGUUACACGACUUCAAGCCAUACAAGAGGCACUCCUAAGGCAGUUAGAGCGACUGCACCUGGACAACCCAGACCGUCGAGUGAUCUUCUUAACGUUUGAAUCAAAGGUGGAAGUCUAUGGAGAUUGUUCAGAUAACACCAUACAGACCGUGCCUUCCAGCAUCCAUAAUGAGUUUGAACCAUUACUGAGCUACGGAGAAAAGUAUUCCACGGAACACCAGAUCAAGCCUUUAACGGAAUCCUACCAGAAAAUAGUGACAGAAGUAAAUAAGCUAAAACCAAAAGGCUGUACCAGUCUUGGCCCCGCCCUUUCUGUUGCCAUGGGGAUUGUCAAUGGUUCCGUGGGAUCUGAGAUUAUUUUAUGUACUGAUGGAGCACCAAAUGGAGGCAUAGGCAACAUGAACAGGGAUCCCAAUUUCUAUGUGGAGGCUGGGCAAUAUGCCAAAAAGAAGAACAUCACUAUUUCUAUUCUCGCUGUGGAAGGGGAGAGAACUGGAUUAGAGAAAGUUAGCAAAUGUGCAGAUAUUUCUGGUGGUACUGUGAAUGUGCUUAAUCCCCUGGAAAUAUCCCGGCAGUUACGACUCAUCUCACAGAAUUACGUCAUUGCUACAUAUGUUACGGUCACUCUCUUUCUCCAUCCAGAGCUGGAAGUGGAUGACCCCAGAUUUCCUAAGGGCAGUAGCAAGAUAAUUAAGGAGGUGGGAAGUGCAACAAAAGAUACUGAUAUGACAUUCUCAUUUAAGUUGAAAAAUCCUGGGAAAAAAUUGGACAUAGAAAAAAUACCAUUCCAGGUACAAAUUUCUUACACACUGAAGGAUGGCAGAAACAUGCUGAGAACCAUCAGUAAAUCACUGUCUACCACAGACAACAGACAAACCAUGGAGGAGGCUAUGAAUGUUAAUGUGGUUGGCACUGCAGUAGUACAGAAGACAGCUUACUUGGCCAGUAAAGGAGAUAUUGAAGAUGCUCGCUCAAAAUUAUUGUCUUCAAAAAGCAUGAUUUCCAAAGGAUCCAAGAAUUUACAGCAGCGUGAAGACAAGGUGGCAUUUAUUGAGGAGAGCAGAUCAUUGACACAAGUAGUCAAUAAGCUUCACAAAGAAAGGAAGCAGACAAAUUCUCUCUCGGCUUCCGGUUUCUCAGAUUUGGACACAGCUGUCUUGCAUGCAAAUGUCAUGCAGUCUGCCGGCAAAUUAUACGGAGCAUCCAAAAAGAUGGAGCUUGUCAAGAGACGAAUGGAGAAAAAUAAGGCACUCACAGAGGCAUACUAUGGAUAUCAACAACAAUGAACCAUAUUUAUUCAUUUUUUUGUGAAAUUUAACAAGUUUCUUUUUCCUUUAAUUUGUUGAAUUGAUAAAGUAAACAUGUUAAUUUCACUUGAAUUGUUUGCUGCUGCUUACAAUGGACCUGGAUCUCUAUUAUAUGAUUUUUAUAUCUGAUUAAUUCACUUGUUUGAAACUUAAAUCCUAAGACCUAAAGAAAGUUUCUUUUCUACUCAUUAUUGAAAUGUAAUAACUUACAUGAAGUAUAUUCUUAAUUCUGUGAAAGAUAUAUAAACACGGUACAUUAUUGUCACAUGUAGGGUAUUUGUCUACAAGAAAUCCAUGCUUUUUACAGAGUCAUUGCUUUACAUUUUUUUAUCCCCCCCCCCAAAAAAAAUUAUCAAAAUAUGUUUUGAUGCUGAUAUAAACAUGUUAAAAAAGGUUAACAUACCCGGCAAGUAUCUAAGCCAGUAAGUGAUUUGUUUUUCUGAUCCUUGUUGUUUUACAUAUAUUCGUGUUACUGCAUUUUUGCAUUCAGAUUUAAACCAGUUCUAAUCACCAAUGUUUCCAGUUGUUUUAUACCAUAGAUACAUGUAUGUUUUCUUUUUAU
Saccostrea cuccullata (small rock oyster) is the source of this 3201-nucleotide messenger RNA. RefSeq names its product circularly permutated Ras protein 1-like. Lineage: Eukaryota; Metazoa; Mollusca; Bivalvia; Ostreida; Ostreidae. The record is from RefSeq and is a predicted model, not a curated record. Bases 30 to 2618 code for a protein of 862 amino acids. Gene Ontology annotation, cellular component: COPII vesicle coat; plasma membrane. Gene Ontology annotation, molecular function: GTP binding; GDP binding; zinc ion binding. Gene Ontology annotation, biological process: endoplasmic reticulum to Golgi vesicle-mediated transport; intracellular protein transport; signal transduction. The transcript has 16 exons.